AUGUCGGACCAUCUUCGAGAGAUCGAGCGGCUCCAGCGCGAGAACGAGGAGCUCAGGCGCGAGAAAGAGGAAGCAAAGGCACGAGAGGAGGCAGAGCGACGCGAGAACGAGGAGCUCAGGCGCGAGAAAGAGGCAGAGCGACGCAAGAACCAGAGGACUACACUGGAAGAAUAUCUAUACAACUGCCACUUCCACCUCUACAAGAAACUCGCCCUCGCUGACAAAUCCAAGUCCUCGACGGGAUUCACGAAGGUCGAGGGUAAAUACUAUCCUAAGUGGCUUCGUCCCUGGACCAGCUUCACGAACACCCAGCGACAAGAUCACUUUGAAGCAAUCAGGAGGGUCUGUGGGGAGAGGCGGCUCUUCCAUCAAGAGAGUACGACCAGAGAUCUAGGAUCGACGAUCCAUCGCAAACGGGCAGGCAACGAGAAUGCCGUCGAUCAUUUUGAGAAGCUUGCCGUGGAAGAUCCUGUCUGGGAAAUUCUGCAUCCCGUCUGGGACGACGAGGAGCUGUGCAAGGAAUAUCGGUGUAUGGGACUACGAUUCAGCAACAACAUCCGGGAUUUCACGCAACCGAGCGAUGGUGUUCUGGUUGGGGAGGAGGACCUGAGCGAGGAAAGGCCGGAGCGACGGCGGCGGACCGGACCGAACAAGCGAGUGGCGUCCGAGCAGAGAGUCAAGCCUCCGGCGACGAAACCUGACGGAGCGGGUGUCCGUACGCGCUUGGGCGGAGAUGAGAGCCUAACGUUCGUCUAUGACUACAAGGCAGCCCACAAGGUGGCGUUAGAGCGCCUGAAGCCGGCCGUUGUGAAGGAGACGUUGUUUAUGGAGGUAAUGGAGCGGAUCAACAGCAACAAGUCUCUGAGCGAUGCCGAGCUUCGGGGACAAGACAGGGCGGAAGAACUGGUUGCCAUGGCGCUGACGCAGGUCUUCGACUACAUGGUAAGGUAUGGGGUUGCAUAUGGCUAUAUUGCUGCCGGCGAGUCUUUAUUAUUCCUUCACAUCGACCGAGCCAACCCGCAGACGCUGUAUUGCCAUCCGUGCGUGCCAGAUGAGGACGUGGGCGAAGCGUCAGACGGGGAUUGGGCCGACGAUAAGGUGUCCUAUACGGCAGCGGCUCAGCUGGCUAGCUUUUGCCUAUUGAGUCUCCGAUCUGAAGCUCUCAAAGGAGCUUCACUCGAUGCGGCGUUGCGGAAGGCUGAGGCAGCACUGAAGAAAUGGAGGGAGCCGUACGAUGAUGCGGCGUGUCUUUUAGGGGCGGAGGAUACGAACUCACCCUCGGCGUCGUCGUCGCAAGCAACGGAAGGCUCGGAGUUCAUGUCUAGCGCGGUCCCGGCCAGCCGAGAGGUCUCGCUGCGGUCAAGGCCGUCCUGCAGGUCCACGGCAGUGUUUCGUGGAGACGAGGCGGACGAAGAGGACGACGGGCCGGACGGCGAUCUAUACCGAUCUUGGGCAAGGACGGACGAGGACGAGGAUGCCGAGAUGUCCGAGUCGGCACCUGUCAAGCAAUACUGCACGCAGGCCUGCCUGUUGGGCCUCAAGAGAGGCUUGGAUCUUGACAGCAACUGCCCCAACGUGCUCUCGCAUCGGUCCGCUGAAGGUGGCACCCGGCACCCCAUCGACGCCCAUGACUUUGCCCGCCUCGUGGGCGAGCGGCUCCGCAAGAACCCGUAUCGAGACUGCGAGGCGUUGGACGGCUGGGGCAAGAUGGGAGCGACAGGCGUCCUCUUCAAGCUGGAGCUGGCGCCGUACGGGUACACGUUUGUCGGAAAGGGAACGCCGUUGCUGCAUCCCCGCCGCCUGGAGCACGAGAGCCAGAUCUACGCGCGGCUCGACAGGAUCCAAGGCGAGGUGGUACCGGUACACCUGGGACUCGCGCGGCUAGACCGGGGCUACAUACUCCCUGGCGGAGCCAGGGUCUUCCACAUGAUGCUGAUGUCGUGGUGCGGGGAGCCGAUGGCGAACACGGUGGCCGCGGGUGCUGGCGCUGGCGCGGCGGACCCAGCGGCGGAAGUGCGGCGUUCGUCGCAGGCCGUCUGGGCCGAGGGCGUCGACCACGGCGACGAACGCGAGGCCAACCGGCUUUGGAACGACGAGCGCCGCCGCGUCAUGCUCAUCGACUUCGACCGCGCCACCCUUCGUCCAAACCUCAAACACAACCAGCUUGUCAAGGUAUCCGGGAAGAAGAGGAAACGGCAGGGAGAUGAAUUUGGGAAUUACAACCGGAAACGUGGUUUCCGACAAUAUCACCUGCAGUCAGUGUAG
Messenger RNA from Fusarium redolens, 2265 nucleotides. RefSeq lists its product as uncharacterized. NCBI's taxonomy places the organism in Eukaryota, Fungi, Ascomycota, Sordariomycetes, Hypocreales, Nectriaceae. The record is from RefSeq and is a predicted model, not a curated record. Bases 1 to 2265 code for a protein of 754 amino acids. The transcript is spliced from 2 exons.